AGGUCCUGACUACUGUAGCGCAUACAUUAGCGCGCUCAUAUAAUAACAGGUUUUUCUUGACGUUUACAUGGAGGGUCGUUUUUGACAUGCAGUGUCCAUGGAAUCCCUGGAUGAGACGCCAGUAAUCUACACAAUGGAAAACAAACCGAUCGUCACUUGUGCUGGGGACCAAGCCCUGUUCACAUCUCUGUGCAACCCACUGGCGCAGCAGCUGCCACGGGAACCCAUGGAGUGGAGGAGGUCUUAUGGACGUGCACCAAAGAUGAUUCACCUGGAGGCCAACUUUGUCCAGUUCAAAGAAGAUCUGCUUCCCAAAGAAGGAAACAAAGCCCUCCUCACAUUCCCCUUCUUGCACAUUUACUGGACCGACUGCUGUGACACCGAGGUGUACAAGGCUUCGGUGAAGGAGGACAUGGCGCGGUGGCAGAGCCUGCUCCGCAUCCACGGCUCCACGGACUGGCUCAUCGUUGUGGUGGAGAGCGACAGCAAGAAGAAGAACAAGACCAACAUCCUGCCCCGGACCUCCAUCGUGGACAAGAUCCGCAACGAUUUCUGCAACAAGCAGAGCGACAGGUGUGUGGUUUUGUCGGACCCCCUGAAGGACUCGUCCCGGUCGCAGGACUCCUGGAGCUCAUUUCUGACCAAGCUUCGCACGCUUCUGCUCAUGUCCUUCACUAAGAACCUGGGCAGGUUCGAGGACGACAUGCGCACACUCCGGGAGAAACGCACCGACCCCGGCUGGAGCUUCUGCGACUACUUCAUGGUGCAGGAGGAGCUGGCUUUCGUGUUUGAGAUGCUGCAGCAGUUUGAAGACGCUCUGGUUCAGUAUGACGAGCUCGAUGCCCUCUUCACGCAGUACGUCCUCAACUUUGGUGCUGGAGACGGCGCUAACUGGCUGGGCUCGUUCUGCGCCCCGGUGCGCUGCUGGAACGGGCUGGUGCUGCGCCGGCCCAUAGACAUGGAGAAGAGGGAGCAGAUCCAGAGGGACCAGGCCACCCUGCUGGACCUGCGGAGCUACCUGUUCUCCCGCCAGUGCACCCUGCUCAUCUUCCUGCAGAGGCCCUGGGAGGUGACGCAACGCGCCCUGGAGCUGCUGCACAACUGCGUGCAGGAACUGCGUCUGCUGGAGGUGUCAGUGCUGCAGGGGGCACUAGACUGCUGGGUGUUCCUCAGCUGCCUGGAAGUGCUGCAGAGAAUAGAGGGAUGCUGUGACCGAGCGCAGCUGGAGGCCAACUGCUCCCAUACUGUGGGCCUGUGGGCCUACUCCUCUGAGAAGCUGAAGUCACUGGGCACCCUGUGUGGCCUGAUGUCAGAGAACGGACCUGACUCCGAGGACCUGAACAGAACCGUGGACCUGCUAGCUGGACUGGGGGACGAGAGACCCGAAACAGCCAGCAGCAUGCAGAGCCCCUACAAAAAACUCAAAGAAGCCUUAUCUUCGGUGGAAGCUUUUGAAAAACACUAUCUGGAUCUGACUCAUGCUGCUAUGGAGAUGUACAGAGCGAUAGGCAGGAUGCGAUCAGCCCGGUUGGUGGGGAAGAGCCUGGCUGAGUUCUACAUGAGGAAGGCUGACCCCCGGAGGGCAGAGGGCUUCCUGCAGGAUGCUCUGAGCUCUUACGUGUCAGAGGGCUGGUCUCUGCCCAUCACCCACACCAGGAAGCACGUCGCUCAGUGCCAGAAACUGCUGAACCAGACGGAGGAAUACCUGCAGACGAGUGCCUUGCUAGCUGGCGAUACCAACCUGACGGAUAAGGAACGGGAACAUUUCUGCCAGGAAAUCCUGACCUUUGCCAGCCUCAAGUCCGACAGCCAAGCCCACAAAGUGGUGUUGAGCAUGAGCGCGUUCGCGCAGCUGCGGCAGCUGCAGUUCUGCCCAGCAGCAGCGCUGGUGCACGUGGGCGCCUCCCUGCAGCUGGAGCUGUGUCUGCGCAGCCUGAUGCCCGUUUCCGUGCGGCUGGAGCAGCUGGCCGCCAGCGUACACUUCAGCCUGGAGAAGGGCGGGGCCGGGGUCCGGGCCGGGGCCGGGGCGCAGCGCCAGACGGGCACGGUGCAGUUCCCCCAGGAGAGACCCCCCGGAGCUCAGCCCCGCACCCGACCCCCUGCCCUGGAGCUGCACGAGAUGCACGACCGCAGUCCCUCGGACAACGGCCUCAACUCCACCGGCGUGGUCUGCAAGAACAUGCACCUGCUGCGCCGGCGGGGCAGCUCCGCCUCCCUGGACCCGCCCGGGCAGGUCGGCGUCGCCGUGGACGACGGGGCCCAGCUGCUGAAGACGAGCGAGGUGGUGCUGUCACCUGGUAACAACAGCAUUCUCUUCACUGCCCCUAGUCGAGAGCCGGGCACCUACACACUGAGACAGCUGUGUGCCACGGUGGGACAGGUGCAGUUUGUCUUGCCCCACAUCUACCCCAUUGUGCAGUAUGAGGUGUAUUCCCAAGAGCCCCAGCUCGGGAUCGAGCCCCUCGCAGACAACCUGCUGGCAGGUCUCCCGCAGAGGGUGCAGUUCACCAUCGUCACGGGUCACUACAGCAUAAAGAAGGGUGACGCACUGCAGCUGACUAACACUGAUGCCAUGCCUAUCUUGCACUCCUCUCCUUGCUCGGCCCACAUUCUCUCCAGCACUGGAGACCGUGUGGGAGAGAGUGUCCUCCCUGUGCAGUGCUCUGAGAAAGUGACCAGUAUAUUGCUGCCUAUCACCCCUCCCUACCACACCAUCCAGUUCCAGCUGGAGGUUCUGUGCCACAUCCCUGCGUCUCCACCCCGGCCCGAGACCCAGCGACUCACCAACGGCGAGCUCCAGCACUGGGUCAAGAGCCGCAAGCGAACCGACAGCGGCAUGGCCACCAUCGACCAGAAGAUCUCCGUCGACUGCCCCUGGUCAAUAUACUCCACUCUCAUAGUCCUGACUUUCCAUAUCCCCUUCAAAUCCAAGCACUCCCUGCUCUCUGUUGGGAAGAGGAAGUUCAUCCAGGUAUGUGUGCAGAAUGUGUCUGAGAUGGACUUCCACCUUGUGGAGCAGAGCCUGGCAGAGAGAGAGGGAACCUCAAUGGAGCUGCAGCCUCUCAAUGCUAAAACACAGCAGCUGGUGUACAGUAAGCAGUCCCUCUUCUAUGUGUGGGAGGUGAAGUGGUUCGUAGACCCUCCACUCUGUCUUCAGUGCAUUUUCUCUGCCAGCUUCUCUCCAACGGCUGCAGAGGGCACCAGCUACAAACCAUAUCGCUACGAGUUCCAGCUGGAGAAUGUUUCUACACUCUACAGCCUGAGAGCAGAGAUCAGGCCAGCUCCGGAGGCACAGGACUGCCACACCGGCGCCCUCUGUGUGCUGGAGGUGUGCAUCACACGCCUGUCAGAGAUAUGCGAGGCUGAGAAGGAGGACGCGGGACUGACUGAGAGCGAUGGCCUCUAUACCGCCAAACUCAUGUAUGAGGUUGUAGAUAACAGCAGUAACUGGGCGGUGUGUGGUAAGAGCUCUGGGCUGGUUUCUAUGCCUGUGGCUGCCAGUGCCACACACAGGAUGCAGAUGGAGCUGAUGCCCCUGUUUGCUGGGAACCUGCCGUUCCCCAACAUCAAGCUGUUCAAGUACCUUCCCCACUAUGCCACGCCCGUUAUCCAGACCGACACGGACAGCUGUUUGGAGAAAGACAGCCUCUCUCUGCUGGAUGAUCAGACUGGGGACACUGCCAGCAUCCGUAGCCGGGGGAGUGUGCACUCCCUGGGGGGCGGAGAGCCAGUGUGUGGGCCCCCCCUGCCCCGCCUGGAGCCCUUCAGCACUGGUCAGGUGUUCAACGCCAGCUGGGGGCGACAGGUGCUGAUUCUGCCUGGAAGGGACAAUCACGUGCUGGAGGUCAAUGUCACAUGACCCCCCCCCCCACACCAGUCACAUGACCCCUCUGGGAGCCUGGUGCCCUGCGGGAGUGGUGUGCCUCCUGACUCCGGACUGACGGGAAGCCCCACCCUACGGCAGGCACUGCUGGAGCCAGAGAUCCUGUCCCAUCUCUUACUGAUCAUUUUCUUCAGGUUUUUUUUUUUUUUUUUUUUCUCCACUUUUUGUUUUUUUGACUGAUACAGUUUGUUUAUUUUACUAUCCUCCUCCAGACUGCAGAAUCUGCCGCUCGCUGGUUCCCCCUCCAUUCCGUGUGAGUGGAGUUCUCCCCUCUGAUUGGCUUCCCCUCCACCCUAUGCGGGUGGAGUUUUGACUAUGUCCCUCCCUGACUUUCUCCUCUAGGUGUGGGUAGAUUAAGGACUGAAUCUCCCUCUCUGAUUGGCUUCCUCUUACUUACCCUGGGCAGAGAGUGCAUCUCUUACAUGUCCCAGAAUGCAGUGCUGCUACGCCAUCCCUGUUGUUUCUUUGAAUCCACCAACUAGUCUCACUCAGAACUCCAUCACAGAUGAUCUGCUAAAUGCAAAUGCAAAGACUAUCAAAUCCAAUGCUGGGGGUGUGUGUAUGUGUACGUGCUAUGAUGAGACCAGAUGCUCUGAACCCUAGUGACUGGUAGCAGUGAUAGUGGGGCCAGUAAUAUAAUGGGCAAUGGAGCACCCUUCAGUGCUGCUGUCGGUGUUGCCAACUGCAGAUACAACGCCCCGUCUGGCCACUGCCCAUACUCUCCCUACUACAUGCAUAGAUACUAUACAAAGAACAAAUCCCUGCACUGCCUGUAUAGGUUUCACCAACAGAACAGUUUGAAUAAAUAAAUCAUAAAAAAAAAAAAUUAUUCACUUUAGAAGUGUGAGAGUUGCCUUGUGAAAAUGGUCAGGGGCAACUAUCCUUUCCCGCCUGCCAGUAAACAAGUAUUUCAGAAUGUAUGUCUAUAUUCCUCAUUUCAUAAUUUCCAGUUGAGUGUUUUUAAAUGUGAAAGAGCCUGACUAGAUUUCACCUGUACAUACAGUUAAUGUAGCAGGGGAGAAAUUUGUCUGUCUGUUACUUGCCUGCCUGUCUGUCUCCGAUAUUAGGGGCAUCUGUGUAUUGUGAAUGAACGAUGUACAGCAGAGCGACGUUUAGCGAGGGAGUGCAUGUGUGUAUAGUUUAGUGUAUUUGUGAGGGAGUUGGUUGUAUAAUACAGUGUACUGUUGAGGUUGUGGGGAUUAUAGUGUGGUGGGUGUUUGGUAUAAUGUUGUAUAUUUAUGAAAAGGUUUGUGAUAUAGUGUGUUUGAAAUGGGUCUUGACUGAAUGGACUUGCUGUAGUGCAGACAGAGGCUGUGAAAGUCAUGAAGUCAUGUCUGCAAUGUGAUUUCCUGUGUCUGUAAAUGUCCAUUAACCCCACAUCACUAUGGGCCUUGUUCUGCUAGUCCUCUGACCCCUGGUUUAUUAAAUCUUUGAACUGUGGGUCAAAGAGUUGUCAAUCACAAACCCCUCUCAUUCAAAUUAAUUGUAGCCUACAGUCCUCUGAGAUGAGAGCAAUUUCUAAUAUCUGAGUCAAAAUAGACACACCCAAUCUUGCUGUGUGUUCCUUUUUUCCAGUAAACAGGAAGUUGGAUUUAAGUUUGUACUUACAAUGAAUGUGGUCUUAAACACUACUAGUUUUUAUGCUGACCUGAAACUGAACUGAAACUUUUUGUGGAGGUUAAUCGUGAGUUUGCAUCUGUGUUCAGCACAAAGGCAAGCAGUGUUCUGUACAAUCCCCUGUUUUUUACAUUGAAUUUUCUUAUUGAAUAAUGGAAUUGACCAUCUUGGUUGGCUGGAAAGGAUAGGUGCUUCUGUGAGUUUUACACUAAAAAUGAGUUUUUUAUGGUUUAAGGGAGGGGAGGAGAGGGAAUGGGGGGUCUAUCAAGGUUAGCAUUUUUUCUAUUUCUUUUUAUUUAUUCCAUAAGAUUCUGAGCACCUUGGAUUGCAUUCAGAUUGUGUAAUUAUUUAAAUUAAAAAGAACAUGUAUUGUAUGCAUUAUAAAGUUUCAAAUAUACUAUGUUUUGAAA
This is a messenger RNA of Conger conger (European conger), 5910 nucleotides long. Its product is annotated as trafficking protein particle complex subunit 10-like. Bases 98 to 3859 code for a protein of 1253 amino acids. Gene Ontology annotation, cellular component: TRAPPII protein complex. Gene Ontology annotation, biological process: early endosome to Golgi transport; intra-Golgi vesicle-mediated transport. NCBI's taxonomy places the organism in Eukaryota, Metazoa, Chordata, Actinopteri, Anguilliformes, Congridae. The transcript is spliced from 23 exons. The record is from RefSeq and is a predicted model, not a curated record.